ACCCUAAAACCCUAAAACCUUAGAAUCUGUCUCUCUAGACCCUGGAAUCUCUCUCUCUCUCUCUCUCUCUCUCUCUCUCUCUCUCUCUGUGAUGGCGAAGAAGAAGAUGGAAUCCAACCCAUCGAAGAAGAAGAAGAAGCAGAGCAUGAAGAAGCUACUGUCUGCUUCCAAUUCCAUCGCCAUGAAAUCCAAAAACCCUCAGAAAGAGAAAGGUCAGAACAAUCCCUUCGAGUCGAUAUGGUCCCGCCGCAAGUUCGACAUCCUCGGCAAGAAGCGCAAAGGCGAGGAGCGUCGCAUUGGCCUCGCCCGAUCCCAAGCCAUCGAAAAGAGGAAAAAGACUCUAUUGAAGGAAUAUGAGCAAAGUGGCAAGUCUUCAGUGUUCAUAGAUAAGCGAAUUGGAGAACGAGAUGAUAAUCUUGAUGAGUUUGGGAAGGCCAUCUUGCGAUUUCAGCGUGAGCGGCAGUCAAAGUUGAACAAGAAAAGCAAAUACAAUUUGUCUGAUGGGGAGGAAGAUGACUUUGCAUCAUUUUCAAAAAGGGAUGAUUUUGAGGAUGAAAUGUCAUCAGAUGAUGAUGCAACCGAGAAGAAUUCAUCAAUUUUCAAACAAUUUAGUGCUCAUGGUGUGCAUAAUCCAUUGGAAACUGGUCCUAUGGAAGGAGAGGAAAGUAAACACAAAACUAAAAAGGAAGUGAUGGAGGAGAUUAUUUUGAAGAGCAAAUUUUACAAGGCCCAAAAGGCAAAGGACAAGGAAGAGGAUGAGCAUUUGAUGGAACAGUUAGAUAAUGAAUUCACAUCCUUGGCACAAUCUGAGGCAUUGUUAUCUUUGACUCAACCAAGCAAGAUUAAUGCUUUGAAGGCCCUUUUGAACAAAAGCAGCACGAAAGAAUCAAAGGAGGGCUGUUCUCCUGCAAACAAAGAAUCAUUGAAGCAGGAAAAACCUGAUGCUUAUGACCGGCUUGUUAAAGAGAUGGUUCUUGAUAUUCGGGCUCGUCCAUCGGACAGGACAAAGACUCCUGAAGAGAUAGCCCAAGAAGAGAGAGAACGGCUUGAACAGUUGGAGGAGGAACGUCAGAAAAGGAUGCUCGGGGCUGAUGACUCCAGUGAUGAAGGCAGUGAUGGUCAGGAAGAUUUUAAUAAAUCAUCACCAAAGAAGUUAAGAGCUAUUUCUGGGGAUGAUCUUGGAGAUUCCUUUUCUCUUGAUGAAGAACAACCAAAGAGAACCGGAUGGGUUGAUGAAGUUCUUGGAAGAAAGAAUACGGACGAUCUUGAUAAUGAAGACGGCUCAGCUUCUGAGGAUUCAGAAAGUGGCGAAGAUGAUAAUGAUGAUGGGGAAGGAAGUGAUGAUGAUGAAAAUGAUCUAGAAGGAAGCGAUGAAGAAGAUGGUAAAUCUUUGAACAUACUUUCUUUGAAGGACUGGGAGCAAAGUGAUGACGAUGAUAUCGGCACAGAUCUGGAAGAUGAAGCAGCAGCAGAUGAGGAAAAUGGACAGCAGAAGGCGAAGGAUAAUAGUGCAGCAGCAGGCAUGAAAAGUCAAAAAAUAGAUUCCCCAAAUGCUCAGAAGAUGCAUGCUUCUGGAAAACCAAAUUCGAUACUACAGGACUCACUCCCUUUUGUAAUUGAAGCUCCCAAAAGCCUGGGGGAAUUACAGUCAUUGAUAGGCAAUCGGUCUGAUAAUGAAGUACUCGAGGCAAUUAAUCGAAUUCGUGCAUGCAACACAGUCAGGCUCGCAGUAGAAAACCGGAAGAAAAUGCAAGUCUUUUAUGGUGUCCUGUUGCAAUAUUUUGCUGUCUUAGCAAAUCAGAAGCCAUUGAACUUCAAGUUAUUGAAUUUACUGGUCAAACCAUUGAUGGAAAUGAGUGCAGAAACUCCAUACUUUGCAGCCAUUUGUGCCCGGCAACGGAUACUGCGAAUUCGGACUCAAUUCUGUGAGGACGUUAAGAACCCAGAGAAAAGCAUCUGGCCAUCAUUGAAGACACUGUUUCUGUUGAGGCUGUGGUCCAUGAUAUUUCCGUGCUCAGACUUCCGUCAUGUUGUCAUGACACCUGCAAUCCUGUUGAUGUGCGAAUAUCUGAUGCGCUGUCCCAUUAUUUCAGAUCGAGAUAUUGCUACUGGUUCUUUCUUAUGCUCCAUGGUACUCUCUGUUGCUAAACAAUCUCAGAAGUUUUGCCCUGAGGCUCUAAUAUUUCUGCAAACUCUGCUGAUGUCUGCUUCAGAGUCAGAGUUCGAAUUGCAUCAACAUUCCCAGUGGUAUUACUUCAAGGAGCUGAAAGCACCAAAACCCUGGCUGCGUAUAUGCAGUCAUAUGCACGAUAUUGAUCCUCUAGAUUUCCUCACGGUUAUGAACAUGCCAGAAGAUUCGUCUUUCUUCAGUUCUGAUAAUUUCAGGGCUAGCGUGCUCGUAUCUCUGGUCGAAACAGUAAGAGGAUUUGUCAACAUAUAUGAAGGAUUAAGCUCCUUUCCAGAAAUUUUUGUACCAUUUUCUGCUUUAAUGCAUAAGUUGGCAAAACAAGAAAAUGUACCGGACUCACUACGAGAUAAUAUGAUGGAUGUUGCUCAGCUGAUAGAGAAGAAAGCUGACGAACAUCAUAUGCUACGGCAACCUCUUCAAAUGAGGAAGCAAAAGCCAGUGCCGAUCAAGCUAUUAAAUCCGAAAUUUGAGGAGAACUUUGUGAAGGGUAGAGACUAUGAUCCAGACCGUGAGCGUGCCGAGAUGAAAAAGAUGAAGAGACGUAUAAAGAGGGAAGCUAAAGGCGCAGCUCGUGAACUGCGGAAAGAUAAUUAUUUCUUAUCCGAGGUGAAGGAGAGGGAUAAGAAGUUGCUGGAAGAGGAAAGAACCGAGAAGUAUGGAAAGGCGAUGGCUUUCCUCCAGGAACAAGAGCAUGCCUUCAAAUCCGGGCAGUUGGGGAAGGGUAGGAAAAGAAGAAGGUGAGACUCGACUAUUACAUUUUGCAUGGCGUAUGCAUUAAGACCUUCUUCAUCUCAACUUGCUGUCAUGAUUAAGUUUUUUAGACUGUGUAAUGGAAACAACCACUAUGUAUGAGAAAUCAAGAUAGCAAUUGGGCAGCAGACUAAAAAUGACUGCAACCUUUAGGACGAAAUGACAGAAUUUCAUUAUGCUGUGGCGUAAUUGGAGGCUUGAGGUUGGAGUUGGUUUCAGUUAUUGCAUCCAGAAGGGGAGGAGGUUUUGGUGGCAGAGACAUCUAAUGUGCCACAGCGGAAGAGUAGAGCAUGGAAGAGAAGCCCAAAUUUCAAAUUUGUUAUGUUAGCUGUAUCUGUAAUGCUAUUUAUCUAAAAAGAUUUUGAUCUUCAUCUAAUUUUAUUGUAUUUGAUCUUCUUCAGCAUAGAUGCGACUACUUACCAGCCUGUUUCUUGAGCCAGGGCUUCUACAUGUUUAAGGCAUACUUUAUGGAUGGGUUGGAUGUUGCACGCGUAUCAUGCUGAUACAUCUGCUCGUAGUUGUGUCUU
Magnolia sinica is the source of this 3465-nucleotide messenger RNA. RefSeq lists its product as uncharacterized. Lineage: Eukaryota; Viridiplantae; Streptophyta; Magnoliopsida; Magnoliales; Magnoliaceae. The transcript has 15 exons. The coding region runs from base 92 to 2929 and encodes 945 amino acids. Gene Ontology annotation, biological process: maturation of SSU-rRNA. The record is from RefSeq and is a predicted model, not a curated record. Gene Ontology annotation, cellular component: small-subunit processome; Noc4p-Nop14p complex; nucleolus.